GCAGCAUUCAAUCUAAUCCUUCACGAGAGAACCUCUUCUCUGUUUUCUUUGCAUUAGACAAGAAAACAAAAACUUCGCCGGAGAAAAAAAAAGGGUCACCGGAGAGAGAUUCUCUGUGUCAGGUGUGUCUUUGAUUGAUCACGAUGUGCAAUCCGACCGCCGGCAAAGUUUCGUCCAUUUCCGACAAAAAUCAACCUGAAUCCCCACGAACCCGCAUCUUCCUCGAUCUCUUCUCCGUCAAAACUUUCCAAAAAAACCCAGGUUCCGACAAGCUCGAUCCUCUGCAUUGCCAUGGAUCUCCCUCCCACGUCUCUGUCUCUCUCUUAACAGAGGCUAAAUCCCUCUUCACCCUCGCCUUCCCCAUCGCUUUCACCGCUCUCGUCCUCUACCUUCGCUCCGUCGUCUCCAUGCUCUUUCUCGGCCGUCUCGGCGAUCUCGAACUGGCCGCCGGCUCUUUCGCCAUCGCCUUCGCCAAUAUCACCGGUUACUCUGUUCUUUCCGGUUUAGCUCUCGGCAUGGAACCUCUCUGCUCUCAAGCCUUUGGCGCUCAUCGGUUCAAGCUCCUCUCCAUUACCCUUCACAGAACUGUCGUCUUCUUGCUCAUCUGUUCCUUACCCAUCUCUCUUCUUUGGCUCAAUGUCGGAAAAAUCUCUGUUUAUCUCCAUCAAGAUCCCGACAUCGCCAGAUUAGCUCGGAUUUACCUCCUCUUCUCUCUUUCCGAUCUCUUCACGAAUUCUUUCCUUCAUCCGAUCAGAAUCUACCUUCGCGCGCAAGGCAUCGUUCACCCCGUCACCUUGGCUUCCCUCGCCGGCGCCGUCUUCCACUUGCCGGCGAACUUCUUUCUCGUCUCCUACCUCCGUCUCGGCCUCGCCGGCGUCUCCCUCGCCUCCGCCGUCUCCAACCUCUUCGUCCUCUUCUUCCUCGUCGUCUACGUCUGGGUGAGUGGUCUCCACGCGCCGACGUGGACUGACCCGACGACCCGCGACUGCUUCUCCGGCUGGCAGCCUCUCCUCCGCCUGGCCGGACCAAGCUGCGUCUCCGUCUGUUUGGAGUGGUGGUGGUACGAGAUCAUGAUCGUCCUCUGCGGCUUGCUUGUGAACCCCAGGUCCACCGUCGCGGCAAUGGGCGUCCUGAUCCAGACAACCUCGUUGCUCUACGUCUUCCCGUCCUCCCUCGGCUUCGCUGUCUCGACACGUGUCGGAAACGAACUCGGAGCCAACCGCCCCAAGACCGCGAAACUCGCCGCCUCGGUAGCCAUACAUACAUACAUAUAUAUAUAUAGUUUCAGAAACUGGGACAAAGAGGCCAAGAAGGCGCAGGCGCUAACGUGCUUGGGGAACGUAGAGGGCGUCGCGGGGGCUGCGGUGGACGAUGGUGAGAGCGACGAGGCUGAGCCGUUGAUUCGCAUCACCGUGCUUUAUUAA
Molecule: messenger RNA, 1424 nt
Organism: Tarenaya hassleriana
Lineage: Eukaryota; Viridiplantae; Streptophyta; Magnoliopsida; Brassicales; Cleomaceae
Product: protein DETOXIFICATION 51
Exons: 2
Coding region: 144-1424 (426 amino acids)
Biological process (GO): xenobiotic detoxification by transmembrane export across the plasma membrane
Cellular component (GO): membrane
Molecular function (GO): antiporter activity; xenobiotic transmembrane transporter activity
Source: RefSeq, a predicted model, not a curated record